AUGGGGAACAGCCCAUCAGCAGAACGUUCGAAAAAGAUUGGUGUCAAAAGUCCUCGUGAAAUGGCUGAGGAAAACAAGGAUAUUUCCAUGUUAGAUGUGACAGAGGCAAAUAAGCUCGCCGAGCCCGCAAAGAGAAAUUCGAACAGUUCGCUGACUCAUUCAUUUUCGCAUAUGAAUAUAGAUGGGGCCAAUAACCUGGAGGCGCAACCUCCUUUGGCUAGACGUAAAUCUACACUGAUAUUUAAUGAUGAAGAUGAUGAAAUACCACCUUACACCGACCAUCAGGAACAUGGAUCGGAAGGUUUAUCGCAUACGACGUCGAAUGAGGAACAGGGAGGAAAUAACGAAACUGUGAGUAGUGUAAGCGUUAGUGCAAGUGCUACACCAAGUGAUACUAGUUUGGAUAACGUUACUGCUGAGCAGUCGGUGGGCGACUCAAAGACCUCACCUAUGCCUGCUGUCUCUCAGACAGCCAGUUAUAUUCAAUCGGGAAACAAUCAACAACAAAACCGCAACUCUCCAAAACCUGCAGAGACAAUGGUUCCUGUAGAUAUCACUUGGCAACAGGGUGGACAUAAGGUUUACGUUACCGGUUCCUUCACUGGAUGGAGAAAAAUGAUUGGUUUAGUACCGGUAGUAGGUCAGCCAGGUUUACUUCAUGUUAAAUUGCAAUUACCUGUAGGAACUCAUCGCUUUAGGUUCAUUGUAGAUGAUGAAUUGAGGUUUAGUGACUUUUUACCAACGGCGACAGAUCAAAUGGGCAAUUUUGUCAAUUACCUAGAGGUUGUUGCACCAAAUGAUACAGUAUCGCAACAGCAGCAACUGCAAAAUCAGCAACUGCAAAGCCCACAGCAGCUACAACAGGAGCAACAGCAUCAGCAUCAGCUGCAACAACUGCAAAAUAUUCAAGAUAACCCGCAAACCCCACAAGUGUCUGAAAUCGCACCUGGUGCUGCAUCUCAACCAACUUCCAGUUCAAAACCGGUAAGCGCUAGAUCGCGAAUUGCUUUAGAAAUUGAGAGAGAGCCCGAUGAGAUUGGAGAUGGAUUUACAAGAUUCCGUGAGAAAAAGCCCUCACGCCAUGAAUUAGAGUACACACAGGACAUACCCGCUGUUUUCACGGAUCCUACAGUUAUGGAGCAAUACUAUUUGACACUUGACCAGCAGCAAAACAACCAUCAAAAUAUGUCAUGGCUCACUCCUCCCCAAUUACCGCCCCAUUUAGAAAACGUACCAUUGAAUAGUUAUUCGAGUUCACAAGGCGAUAAUAACGAAAACAACUCCGGUGCACUUCCGAUUCCAAAUCACGUUGUUCUGAAUCAUUUGGCCACAAGUAGCAUCAAGCAUAAUACAUUAUGUGUGGCCUCUAUCGUCAGAUACAAGAGAAAGUACGUAACCCAGAUUCUUUAUGCCCCUUUGCAAUAA
This is a messenger RNA of Zygotorulaspora mrakii, 1425 nucleotides long. It is a transcript of the gene SIP2, whose product is annotated as Sip2p. Gene Ontology annotation, molecular function: protein kinase binding. Gene Ontology annotation, cellular component: cytoplasm; nucleotide-activated protein kinase complex; nucleus. The transcript has a single exon. The record is from RefSeq and is a predicted model, not a curated record. Lineage: Eukaryota; Fungi; Ascomycota; Saccharomycetes; Saccharomycetales; Saccharomycetaceae. Bases 1 to 1425 code for a protein of 474 amino acids. Gene Ontology annotation, biological process: signal transduction.